This is a messenger RNA of Morchella importuna, 1677 nucleotides long. RefSeq lists its product as uncharacterized. Gene Ontology annotation, biological process: tRNA wobble uridine modification; tRNA methylation. NCBI's taxonomy places the organism in Eukaryota, Fungi, Ascomycota, Pezizomycetes, Pezizales, Morchellaceae. The record is from RefSeq and is a predicted model, not a curated record. Gene Ontology annotation, molecular function: GTP binding; GTPase activity; protein binding. Gene Ontology annotation, cellular component: mitochondrion; cytoplasm. The transcript is spliced from 2 exons. Bases 1 to 1677 code for a protein of 558 amino acids.
AUGCGCCCAGCUUUUUAUGCCCUGCGCGCGACAGCCUGCAGGCGUUCCACCGGGCCUGUCACCCUGCGAUUUCUCCCCCAACAGCCUCUAGCUGUACACUCCCGAAGCACACGAUCAUCCAGCUCCCUCCAGCCCUCCAAACCGCUUCACGAAGCAGACCCUCACCACGACUCGCCCAACACCAUCUUCGCUCUCUCCACAGCAGCCGGAAAGUCUGCAAUCGCGGUAGUUCGGAUUUCCGGGCCCGCCUGCAUGGAUAUCUUCGCCUCGCUCUGCCCCUCCACAUCACCCCCAAAACCCCGCCGCGCAACCUUGCGCACCCUCUACAGACCACAUACAAAUGAGAUCCUCGACCCCGGGAGCAUCGUCCUCUACUUCCCCGGCCCUCGCUCCGUCACAGGCGAAGACACACUCGAGCUGCACCUCCACGGCGGGCCGGCGAUUGUCCGCGCUGUUCUCGGUGCAAUUCCUCAGGCGCACUCGAGGCAUAGGAUUGUGUAUGCAGAGCCGGGCGAAUUUACGAGGAGGGCGUUCGCGAACGAGAGGUUGACGCUUCCGCAGAUUGAGGCGCUGGGGGACAUACUCUCCGCUGCGACGGAGCAGCAGCGCAUCCAGUCUGUGCGGUCAUCAACGUCGGCGCUGUCGCAGCGGUAUGAAGGAUGGCGGGCUGCGCUGAUUGCUGCGAGGGGCGAGUUGGAGGCGCUGAUUGACUUCUCGGAGGAUCAGCAGUUCGAGACGAGCUCUAGUGAGCUGUUGAGUAAUGUCGUUGUGGCGGUUGAGAGGUUACGGGGUGUGCUGAAGGGGCAUGUGGCGAACGCAAUGAAGGGUGAGAUGCUCAGGAGUGGUAUCAGCCUGGCGCUCGUGGGUGCGCCGAAUGCGGGCAAGAGCUCCCUGUUAAAUCGAGUUGUGGGGAGGGAGGCAGUCAUUGUCUCCGGAGAGGCGGGCACCACCAGAGACGUGGUUGACCUGUCCGUAGACCUAGGCGGGUUCAUGGUCGUGCUGGGCGACACGGCGGGGCUGCGGGUGGGCGACGUGGCGGAGGGCGUAGGUGAGAUAGAGAAGGAGGGCAUCAAGAGAGCCAAGAAACGUGUCAUGGAGGGCGACGUAGUAGUGGUAGUCCUCUCAGUUGAAGAAACCGCUGAUGGCCCACAGAUCAAGAUAUCUCCGGAGGUGUGCGAUGUGGUCCGCGAGGUAGCGGGCAAGGAGAUCAUUGUCGUCGUCAAUAAGAUGGAUCUCCUCCCUGGAGCCACAUUACCCCGUGAAGUCCUUGAUAAAAUUGCAACCUCCAUGCCUGGCUUACCACCCGGUAAAGUGUUUGGUAUCUCCUGCACCACUGAAGCAGGAGCUGGAAUCCAGGAAUUCCUGAAUGGCCUCAUCACCAUCUUUAAGGAAAUGACUUCUCCGGUCUCAUCAUCGGCCUCGUCAGAUGACUGGCAUGAGUCGAUAGGUGCAACGGAGCGCCAGCGUCUGCUGGUGGAAGAAUGUAUUGAGUCUUUGGAUUCAUUCCUGGCCCAUACAAGUUCGGAGCUUGAGGAAGAGACGGAUGUGGUCGUUGCGGCAGAGGAAUUGAGGAUGGCUGCAGAGGCACUGGCAAAAAUUACGGGGAGGGGCGAGGGCGCUGGUGAUGUAGAAGAGGUGCUGGGCGUAGUGUUUGAGAAAUUUUGUGUAGGCAAAUAA